This is a messenger RNA of Cuscuta epithymum, 1429 nucleotides long. NCBI's taxonomy places the organism in Eukaryota, Viridiplantae, Streptophyta, Magnoliopsida, Solanales, Convolvulaceae. The record is from the annotation of a GenBank genome assembly.
AUUUAACAGAGUUCAAAUUAAAUUGAAACAAAAUACGACGAAAAAGUAAUGGGUUCGACCGAAACUAAGAGCCAUGUGAGGAGCCGAGCCGAGUCGGACGAAGAUGAAGCCGCCAGCUUACUCGCAAUGCAGCUAGCGAGCGCUUCAGUGCUCCCCAUGGUGCUGAAAUCAGCGAUAGAGCUGGACCUGCUAGAGCUGAUGGCUAAAGCCGGACCGGAAGCAGCCGUCUCCUCUUCCGAGCUCGCGGCUCAGCUUCCGACAACUAACCCGGACGCAGCCGUCAUGGUGGACCGGAUUCUCCGGCUGCUCUGCACCUACUCUGUCCUGAACUGCUCUCUCCGGACCAUCCCCGAUGACGGACGGGUUGAGAGGCUCUAUAGCUUGGCGCCGGUGUGCAAGUAUUUGACGAAGAACUCCGACGGCGUUUCCAUGGCGCCGCUCUUGCUCUUGAAUCAAGACAAAGUCCUCAUGGAAAGCUGGUAUCACCUAAAAGAUGCAGUUCUUGAAGGUGGGAUACCCUUCAACAAGGCGUAUGGAAUGAGUGCAUUUGAAUAUCCAAAAAUAGACCCAAGAUUUAACAAGGUUUUCAACAAUGGAAUGUCGAGUCACUCCAGCAUUGUUCUAAGGAAGAUCCUAGAAAAUUACAAAGGAUUCGAAGGCCUCAAGUCCUUGGUGGAUGUCGGUGGCGGGACUGGCAGCACCCUUAACGCGAUUGUUUCCAAGUACCCCGACAUCAAGGGCAUUAACUUCGACUUGCCUCAUGUUAUUCAUGAGGCCCAUCCUCAUCCUAGGAUUGAGCAAGUCGGUGGGGACAUGUUCGCGUCCGUGCCCAAGGGAGAUGCCAUUUUCAUGAAGUGGAUUUGUCACGAUUGGAGCGACAACCACUGUUUGAAGCUUUUGAAGAAUUGCUACGCAGCGCUUCCGGAAAAUGGAAAGGUGAUCCUUGCAGAGGGCAUUUUACCAGAAGCACCGGACACCUCUCUCGCGACGAAAAAUGUGGUCCACGGUGAUGUCUUCAUGAUGGCUUUUAAUCCGGGCGGGAAAGAGAGAACCGAGAAGGAAUUUGAGGACCUGGCUAAGGGUGCCGGUUUCAAAGAGUUUCGCAAGGUUUGUUGCGCUGUCAAUACAUGGAUCAUGGAACUUCACAAAUGACCAAACCGGAUCAGCUCAGUUUGAAUUCGUCUUGGAACUUCUUUCCCAUUCGCACUUCAAUGGCGACUUUCGAGCUGUCAAAUAAAAAAAAAAGGAAUAAAAUUGUAUAUUGUUUUUGUUCUGUUGCUGAAUUUGUUUGAACUACCCCUACUUUGUAUGAUAAUUCAACACCAAUGGCGUUUCAUGAAUAAUGAAUAUGUUGCAUUAAGAUUUGUUUCUUAAAUGCUAAUCGAUUGAUUAAUUGAAAGUUGAGCAACUCACGUGUUAGAAAUUAAAC